Lichtheimia ornata is the source of this 1506-nucleotide messenger RNA. Its product is annotated as 6-phosphogluconate dehydrogenase, decarboxylating. The record is from RefSeq and is a predicted model, not a curated record. Gene Ontology annotation, cellular component: cytosol. Bases 1 to 1506 code for a protein of 501 amino acids. Gene Ontology annotation, biological process: pentose-phosphate shunt; pentose-phosphate shunt, oxidative branch. Gene Ontology annotation, molecular function: NADP binding; phosphogluconate dehydrogenase (decarboxylating) activity. The transcript has 5 exons. Lineage: Eukaryota; Fungi; Mucoromycota; Mucoromycetes; Mucorales; Lichtheimiaceae.
AUGUCUCAAGCUGUCAUAGCAUACAUUUACUUACACGCGUUGUAUCUUUUGUUUUGGUUAUGCAGUGCUGAUAUUGGUCUCAUUGGUUUGGCCGUCAUGGGUCAAAACCUCAUUCUUAACAUGAACGACCACGGCUUCACCGUGUGCGCUUACAACCGUACCACUUCCAAGGUCGACCACUUUUUGGAAAACGAGGCCAAGGGUACUAACAUUGUCGGUGCUCACUCGGUUGAGGAACUUUGCGCCAAAUUGAAGCGCCCACGCAAGAUCGUUCUCCUUGUCAAGGCUGGUGCUGCUGUUGAUGCUUUCAUUGAUCAACUUUUGCCUUUCCUUGAAGAGGGUGAUAUUAUCAUUGAUGGUGGUAACUCCCAUUUCCCCGAUUCCAUUCGCCGCUGCGAUGAGCUUGAGAAGAAGGGUAUCCUCUUUGUUGGCUCUGGUGUCUCUGGUGGUGAAGAAGGUGCUCGUUAUGGUCCUUCUCUUAUGCCUGGUGGUCACCCUGAUGCUUGGCAACACAUCAAGCCUAUCUUCCAAGCUAUUGCUGCUAAGGCUGGUGAUGAGCCCUGCUGCGAUUGGGUUGGUGGCACUGGUGCCGGUCAUUAUGUCAAGAUGGUUCACAACGGCAUUGAGUAUGGUGACAUGCAAUUGAUUUGUGAAGUCUACCAAAUCAUGAAGGAGGGUCUUGGCAUGAGCCAUGAUGAGAUGGCCGAGGUCUUUACCGAAUGGAACAAGGGCGAGUUGGAUUCCUUCUUGAUUGAAAUCACCCGUGACAUUCUCAAGUUCAAGGACACUGAUGGCUCUCCUCUUGUUGAGAAGAUUAGAGAUACCGCUGGUCAAAAGGGUACUGGCAAGUGGACUGGUAUUGAUUCCUUGGAUCGUGGUAUUCCUGUUACUCUCAUUGGUGAGGCUGUUUAUGCUCGCUGCUUGUCUGCUCUUAAGGAUGAGCGUGUUCGUGCCUCCAAGAUCCUUGAUGGCCCCAAGGACAAAAAGUACACUGGUGACAAGAAGGAAUUCCUUGCCCAACUUGGUCAAGCUUUGUAUGCCUCCAAGAUUGUGUCUUAUGCCCAAGGCUUCAUGUUGAUGCGUCAAGCUGCAAAGGAAAACAACUGGGAUCUUAACAAUGCUGGUAUUGCUCUUAUGUGGCGUGGUGGUUGUAUCAUUCGCUCUGUGUUUUUGGGCAAGAUCAAGGAGGCUUAUACCAAGAACCCUCAACUCGAGAACUUGCUCUUUGAUCCCUUCUUCCAGGAGGCCACUGCUAAGGCACAAGAUGCUUGGCGCAAUGUGAUUGCUCAAGCUGUGCUUAUGGGUAUCCCUACCCCUGCUCUCUCCACAGCCUUGAACUUUUAUGAUGGUCUUCGUCAUGAAAAGCUCCCCGCCAACUUGCUUCAAGCUCAACGUGAUUACUUUGGUGCUCACACCUAUGAACUUCUUGAUGCCCCCGGCAAGUGGAUCCACACCAACUGGACCGGCCGUGGUGGUAACGUCUCUGCUUCCACCUACGACGCUUAA